Molecule: messenger RNA, 2453 nt
Organism: Phragmites australis (common reed)
Lineage: Eukaryota; Viridiplantae; Streptophyta; Magnoliopsida; Poales; Poaceae
Exons: 8
Coding region: 190-2022 (610 amino acids)
Biological process (GO): protein polyubiquitination; positive regulation of proteasomal ubiquitin-dependent protein catabolic process; ubiquitin-dependent protein catabolic process
Cellular component (GO): cytoplasm; ubiquitin ligase complex
Molecular function (GO): ubiquitin conjugating enzyme binding; zinc ion binding; ubiquitin protein ligase activity
Source: RefSeq, a predicted model, not a curated record
AGCGCGAGCGAGACGAGCAAGCUAAUCGGGCGCGCCGAGAUUCGUGUCUCCCCGUGCCGGCACCGUCUCACGCGAUCACGCCUCGCCGCCACAUCCCGGGCCGCGCUGCCGCCGGGUAGCGCCCAUACGAACACCUCUCGGCUCGAAUCUGUCCGUGUGACACACAGCCUUACCGCCCGCCACCGCGAGAUGCCUCGGAAGUCGUCCAAGGCGAGGGGGGCGGCCGCGCAGGGCCCCUCUGGUCCCACGCCGUGGCCGCCCCUGAAGACCGACGCCCCAAACCCUACCCCCGCCGCCGAGCUCCCCCACGCCGCCGCCGGGACGUCCGCCGCCGCCGAGGCCCUGGAGCGCCUCCACAUCUCCGAUGCUUCUGAUGGCUAUCCGCCGGAGCCGCCGCCUCCCGAGCCCGAGGCCCCUCCACCGCCUCGGCCGCCGAUGGAGGCGUCGUCAUCUGGGAGGGCUGCGGCGGGCCGGAGCUGGGAGGAGGAGGCUGUAACGAAGCUGCACGAGCUGGCUGGGGUUGGUGUGGAGGAGGUGGAGUUGACUGAGGAGGAGGCGCGCGCCAAUGAUCAGAGGCAGGAAGACGAGAUCUGUGCCUUGGAAGCAAUUUUCGGAGACACUGUAGUUAUUUUCAACAAAAAGGGAGGCAAGCGGUCUUUCCAGGUUCAUGUGCAUAUCGAGAUUCCAGACGCUAUAGAUGUAACGACAAGGCUCAGUUAUGCUGAUGAGGUAUUAAAAUAUGGGGCAACAUGUGAUGCUGAUGCUGAUUUCCUUGUUUACAAGUUUAGAGUUGAGCAUUUGCCUCCAAUCCUGCUGACAUGUCUCCUGCCUUCAUCAUACCCAAGUCAUUGCCCUCCCCUUUUCACUAUCUCCAUGGAAUGGCUUGACAAAGGGAUGAUAUCGUCAUUAUGUCGCAUGCUUGAUAUAAUUUGGGAAGAGCAACAGGGCAUGGAAGUAACAUAUCAAUGGGUGCAAUGGCUCCAAACUUCUUCCCUUUCUCACUUAGGGUUUGAUGAUGCUUCGCCAGAUGUUAUAAUUCCAAGGAUGAUGAGAUACAAUGAUAAUAAGCGUCAUGAAGCUUUCUUACAUGCUAUCCAUGACUGCAUGAUUUGUUUCAGCGAGUUUCCUGGUGUUGAUUUCAUCAAACUUCCAUGUCAUCAUUUCUUUUGCUGGAAAUGCAUGCAAACAUACUGCAAAAUGAAUGUCAAGGAAGGAAAUGUAGUGAAGUUGCGAUGUCCUGAUACGAAAUGUGAAGGUGGUGUUCCUCCUAAUAUACUAAAAAGGCUUCUUGAGGAGGAAGAAUUUGAACGUUGGGAAGGAUUACUACUCCAGAGAACUCUUGACGCCAUGAGUGAUGUUGUUUAUUGUCCGAGAUGUCAAACUGCUUGCUUGGAGGAUGUAGGUAAUGAAGCAGUGUGUUCAAGUUGUUUAUUCAGCUUCUGCACACUUUGUAGAAAUCGCCGUCAUGUUGGGGAGCAAUGUUUGUCUCCAGAAGAAAAACUUCUUAUUUUGGAGAGUCGCCAAAAAUCUGGACAAGUGCAAGGAGAUCAGCAGAAGAUUCUAGAGGAACUACGCAGCCUGAAGGAAAUUAUGAAGGAUGCAAAACAGUGCCCAAAAUGCAAGAUGGCCAUAUCUAAGAUAGAAGGAUGCAAUAAGAUGGUUUGUUGGAACUGUAAGGAGUACUUCUGCUAUCAAUGUAAUCAUGCAAUUACUGGAUAUGACCAUUUCAAGGGUGCAUGCGUGCUUUUUCCUCAGGAGGAAAUCGACAGAUGGGAAUUGCAAAUGAAUCAAAGGGUCCAGCGCCAAGUGGUUGCACAGGCGCAUGCUGAAAUGUAUGCACAGCAUGGUCAAGGUCAUCCUUGUCCUACAUGCCGUCAACCAUCUCCAAAGAUCGGAAACAACAACCACCUCUUCUGUUGGGCAUGCCAGAAGCAUUUUUGUGCCCUGUGCCAGAAGCCUGUCCACAAGACCGCACAGCAUUAUGGUCCCAAAGGAUGCAAGCAGCAUUCAGCAGAUCCCUGAAUGAGCUUUUCCCAUAUGUGCAACAACACCGUGACGCCAGUGCAAUUUCCAAACGUUCUGUGCAUGGACACAUAUAUACCUGUCCCAGGAUGCACUUUACUCCGACGAUUCCAGGUUUUGGCAGGGAGCAUGUUUUCAAGUCUCCAACCUUCUUGUGUCCACAGUUUCAGCUCCGCUUCGUGAACAGAGACCUGCGCCAUUCAUUCCGCUCCGCUUCGUGUUCAGGAUGCCGAUUACCCCCUCACAGCAUAUACAAAAACCAAUAAUACCUUGCAAAAAUUCUUUGGAGAGAUCAGCGUAUUUGUUGUUCUGUUGUGAUUGCUGUUGUGCCAAUUCUGAAGAAACUUGCAGUAUCAAGUUACAUUUUUUAUCUUUAAAUUGCAAUUUGUCACCUUCAGACCUGUGUUUCAGUGAAUGUCUCAUUGCUCGAA